AUGGUCUCUCUACUCCGCGUGGCGCUCGUCUGGGCCACCGUACUGUCCGUGUCGCUGGCAUGGACGAUUCCGCACGCCAGUGUCAUCCGCAGCCUCUCCAAGCGUGCCAUCAGCCUCUGGCACAACGUGUCGCCCCCGAGCCCGGCGGCCUUUUCGCAGGAUGAGGUCGACGAGCUGAACGACUGGCUGUCCGACUCGAUCACCAUGGCCAGGACGGCGCGUCGCAUGCUGGAUCGGUACAGCAGCGACCGCGUGGUGGCGGCGACGCUGGGAACCUUUCUGGGCGUGGAGCCGAUAGAUGAUAACGGCCAGUUCACCCCCAAGGACCCAGCCCAGCUGCAAAACUUUAAAGGUCCAGACUGGCUGGGCGAUGUGGUGGCCUAUGCCGAGGGUGGCUUCGCAUCCUUUGGCUACAGCGAGGCCUGGCUGAUGAAGGGCGACAGCUUCCAGCAGCGCAAGACGCUCGACGACUGGGUCCAGCAGGACGACGGCAGCGUGGCCAAGUUUGAGCAGAACGGGGUGGAGCAGCCCAUCUCUCUGCGUCAGGUGGCUGACUUUGCCGGCGAGAUUGCCAAGGGACGCUGGAUCUGGUGGAUUCCCGGCAUGGGCUCGUACCUCUCGCUCGGCGCAGGCGACUUUACGCCCGGCGUCCCCGGUGUCUCGCCCGGCUCGCAGUGCACGGGCGCGGGUGCCUUUACGGGGACGACCAGGGGGCUGCAGGGCGUGCGCAAGUCUCUCAUCACCAUCUGCAAGCCGGGCGCGCAAGGCGACGGGACGCCCGUCGACCACUUCAGCGCCAUCCCCUACAAGAUGUUUGCCGACGUGCCCGUCACAAAGGACGCGGUUGUCGAGAAGCACUUUUCCCGCAGCACGAUCCUGCUGCACGAGAUGAUGCACGCUGUCCGGCAGGGCAAGUCGCCCGACCUCGUGAACGGCUCAGACCAGUGCUUUGCAAAGAGGAAGACGGGGGCCUCUGCGGUGAGCCCAGCCUGUGUGACGGCCAUGGUCGUGGCCAUGAACUUUCUGGACCGGGGCUUGACGGCGGGCCAGGACCCGUGGUCGUUCUGGACGGGCCGUGCGAGGGCGGCGAGCGAGGCGUACGAGUGGUUCGUCAACCAGAAGAAGGACCAGCAGUCUUGA
Messenger RNA from Emericellopsis atlantica, 1140 nucleotides. RefSeq lists its product as uncharacterized. The record is from RefSeq and is a predicted model, not a curated record. The transcript is spliced from 3 exons. Lineage: Eukaryota; Fungi; Ascomycota; Sordariomycetes; Hypocreales; Bionectriaceae. Bases 1 to 1140 code for a protein of 379 amino acids.